Molecule: messenger RNA, 1257 nt
Organism: Pedinophyceae sp. YPF-701
Lineage: Eukaryota; Viridiplantae; Chlorophyta; Pedinophyceae
Source: the annotation of a GenBank genome assembly
AUGCUUGAGGCGGGUCGUGCCAGAGCGGACCUGUCCGAUGGCGCGAAGGCGGGCGCUCGGGAGGAUGGUUCCGACGCGCGCCCCCUGCUGCAACGGGACGACGCGCGGGGGCGCCCUGUGCAGAGCACCACCGGUGCGGGACGCAGCGCUGGCCCGGUAUGGGUGUACUACGCGCUGCUCGUCGUCCCCGUGCUCGCGGUCUCGACCGCAGGGGUCGUCUUCGCGUCGAUGAGCGACGUGCCCGCGGUGACUCUCGCGAGCUGGCGCCUGCAGGCCACCGCAGUGCUCCUCUCCGGUCCCGCAGCGUGGCAGGUCAAGUGCAUGACAGCGGAGCAGCGGAUCCACUUCGUAGGCCACUGGACGGCGCUCGUGGCGUCCGGACUGGCGUUAGCGGCGCAUUUCGGCCUUUGGGUCUACGGGCUCCAACACACCUCCCUCGUCCACUCGCUGGUGCUGGUGUGCGCGACGCCCGUCGUCCUCGCGCUCUGGACGCUCCUCGUCGACCGCGCCAACAUCUCCCGCGCAGAGAUCGCCGGCGUCGCUCUCGGCGCGCUCGGCGCCGCCGCGAUGGCGCUCGGGUCCUCCGCGGCCACCGCCGCCGCACACCGCGCCGGCAACCCCCCGGGCGUGCUGGGCGACGCUGCGUCGUUCGGCGCGGCCGUCGCCAUGGCCGUGUACACGUCGCUGGGCCAGCGCGUCCGCCGCGACGUGCCGUGGGCCGCGUACGCCGGGCCCGUGACCGCCGUCGGGGCCCUCGCGCUCUCGGCAGCGGCCUGCGUCGUCGACGGCGCGGGGGUGUUGCGCGGCGGCCCCGGCGGCGUGUUCGGGUACCUCGACCCUGCCUCGGGCCACCUCGCGCACGUGGCGUACCUGUCGUGCGUUCCAGGGCUGCUCGGCCACACGAUGGUGAACUUCCUGCUGGCGUACGUCACGCCGCUGUCUUGCACGCUGGCGCUGACGCUGGAGCCGGUCGUGGGCGGCGCGCUGGGGUGGGCGCUCGGGCUGCAGGGCGCGAUCGGUCCGCUGGGCGCGGCGGGCGGCGCGGCGGUGCUGGCGGCGGCGGUCGUGGUGUCGGUGGCGUCGGGGCGCAGGCAGGCGCGGCAGCAGCGGGAGCGCGAGGGCGGCGACGUCGCCGUGGAGGUCUGCCUCGAGAUGGCGGUCGGAGAGGCGAAGGACGGAGCGUCGGCGCUGCCGGACGUCGUCGUGGUUGACGGCGCUACGCUGGGACGGCAUCAACAAGGGCAGCUGCCGAGAUGA